Messenger RNA from Cydia splendana, 2307 nucleotides. RefSeq lists its product as uncharacterized. The transcript has 2 exons. The record is from RefSeq and is a predicted model, not a curated record. Bases 1 to 2307 code for a protein of 768 amino acids. Lineage: Eukaryota; Metazoa; Arthropoda; Insecta; Lepidoptera; Tortricidae.
AUGCUUUUUUCCAGCGACGUUGUUGCUCCAGACUGCCCUGAUACCGUCGCAGCAUUAACGUCAAAGCAUCCACUUCCAGCAGCAUCCCUCCGCAUGCCUGAACCCCCGGAGCCCGAUGCACCACACCUGAUUGCUAAUAAGAAAGAUGUGUUGGCCGCAGUUAUGUCUUUCCAAAACGGCUCCGCCGGUGGCCUCGAUGGCCUCUCGCCGCAACACCUAAAAGAUUUGCUAUGCGGUGCCACCGGUGACGCUGGCGAGCGUCUAUUGGACGGUAUCACCCAACUAAUAAACCUCAUGCUGUCUGGUAAAGUCUGCAGCGAGGUCUUAGGAAUCUUAUAUGGCGCAAAUCUCUGCGCCCUUAAAAAGAAAGACGGUGGCAUAAGGCCUAUCGCUGUAGGCUUUACCUUUCGGCGUAUUUGUUCUAAAAUUUGCUGCAAACAUAUUUUUCCAUCACUCACCAAAAAAUUUCAACCUUUCCAACUUGGUUUCGGCAGCAAAGGCGGCUGCGAGGCUGCUGUUCACGCAGCGCGCGCCUUUGUCAAUGACGACUCGUGCGAGGUGCUGCUGAAAGUGGACGUGAAAAACGCUUUCAACUCCGUCGAUAGAGGCGCCCUACUGACACAAAUCCAAGAUGCCACACCUCUUAUCUACAAAUACCUGUGGCAAUGUUACCACCAAUCCACAAACCUCCUCUUCAAAACCCAUCACUUGGCAUCAGCAGUGGGCUGUCAGCAAGGCGACCCACUUGGACCAGCUAUAUUCAGCCUUGCCAUCCACCCCAUAAUUUCAAACCUAAAUUCAAAAUUUAAUUCGUGGUACCUGGACGACGGAACUCUAGGUGGUGAUUGGAGGUCUGUUCUAGAUGAUUUGAGAAGCCUAACCGACUCUUUUAACACAAUAGGCUUAGAAUUAAACUUUACAAAAUGUGAACUUUUUAUAAAUAAUCCUCUCCCCACUACCGACCUGCAAAGCAUUAUUUCCAAUUUCAACACUUUAGCUCCAAAUAUCAAAAUUAUAGACAAAACCUCUCUUAGACUCCUUGGUGCCCCUAUCUUCCCGGAAUCCAUAGAACCUAUCAUUAGCGAACAUCUAAUUACUCACAAAGCUUAUUCGGACCGCCUUCUAAAAAUCAGCGCACACAUGGCGUUAGUAAUCAUUAAAUUUUGUCUUUUUGUGCCCAAAUUCACAUACAUACUUAGAUGCAGCCCCGUCUGGAAAUACCCUCAUCUUAUCGAACCCCUAGACUCCGUCCUUAAACUCACACUUUCAUCAAUCCUCAAUAUCAACCUGGACAACCGUGCCUGGACCCAGGCCUCUUUGCCAAUCCGUCAUGGCGGCCUGGGCAUCCGGCAAGUUGUCAGCGUUGCCCUCCCAGCUUUUUUGUCCUCUUUCCACAGCACGCAAGAUCUCGCCAAUAAAAUUUUUUGCCCUCCCGCCGACAAUAUCUGCAUCCAGAUACAGAUCGAGGCCAAAAAUUCUUGGACGCAAGCGUGCCCGGAAAAUCCAAUCCCAGCCUUCGUUCAUUCCCAAAAACUUUGGGAUGAGCCCCUCUGCAGAGUCACCCUAAAAGCUCUUAUUGAUAAUGCUCAAAGCCCUGCAGAGCGCGCUCGUCUCCUAGCCGUAUCGGAGCCAGAGUCGGGGCUCUGGCUCCAUGCAUUGCCAUCCCCCAACAUAGGCACCCUCCUAGAGAGAACGACCCUCGCACUCGCUACCAGUUUGCGAUUGGGAGUCAAAACCAAUGAGCCUCACCGCUGCCGCUGUGGCUCCAUUGUUGACGAGCUGGGCCACCACGGCUUGUCCUGCCAGAGAAGCGCGGGCCGCAUCUCUCGCCACGCCUCCCUGAAUGAUGUCAUCCGGAGGGCGCUUGCUUCCGUUAGCGUGCCGGCUAUCCUAGAGCCGAACGGUAUCGCACGCGACGACGGCAAGCGGCCCGACGGAAUGACACUUAUUCCGUGGAGGCUGGGGAGGACGCUUGUAUGGGACGCCACCUGCGUUGACACGCUCGCGCCGUCCCACCUACAGGCGACCUCCGUCAAGGCGGGAGCGGCGGCUACAACCGCUGAGCAGAACAAGCGGCGCAAAUAUGCUGUCCUCGGCGAGGGCUACAUAUUUGCGCCGUUUGGCGUAGAGACUCUGGGACCGUGGGGGCCUAGUGCAAAAAGACUUUUUAAGGAAAUAUCACAGCGCCUCAUUGACACCUCAGGUGACCGGAGGGCUGGCAGCUACCUCGGCCAGAGGAUAAGCCUGGCCAUCCAAAAAGGGAAAUUCGAGGGGUCCCCCGUUCUGAUACUUAUAAAGCACUGUUGA